AUGACAGUAAAACACACAGCUCUUCUGAUACCAGAGGAUGCUCUUGGAGAGCAUUCUAGUGUUGGUCUAUUGUGGAGAGAAUUUGUGAGUAGUCAUUUCACCUCCCAGUACCAUGGUGUUAUUGACAUCAUUGGACCAAGGCUCUUGCCAACCUCCCCUCAUGAAAAGAAUGAUCACUGUGUUUAUCCAGAACGAGUACAUGAUGAAAGAAAACAAAACCAAACUGAUGGAACUAGCAGUCAGUGGGUGAGCCGGGAGCCGCGGAGGUCACCGUGGGGAGGGGGGGCGGGGGCGGGCAGCGUGGCCGCCUCCUUACGGCUCCAUGGAGCCGCCUCCGGCCUCCGGUACUGGAGCCGCCAGCAGCGACCGGCAGUGGCCAGCCUUGCAGCGGUGUGUUCUAGGUCAAUGGCUUCUAAGACUCCAGUUGGAUUCACUGGAGUAGGCAACAUGGGGAAUCCAAUGGCAAAAAAUCUCAUGAAACAUGGCUAUCCACUCAUUGUUUAUGAUGUGCUCCCUGAUGCAUGCAAAGAGUUUCUAGAUGCAGGUGAACUGUCUUCCCCAGCAGAUGUAGCUGAAAAAGCUGACAGAAUUAUUACCAUGUUGCCCACCAGCAUCAAUGCAAUAGAAGCUUAUUCUGGAGCAAAUGGAAUUCUAAAAAAAGUGAAGAAAGGCUCACUAUUAAUAGAUUCCGGUACUAUUGAUCCUAUGGUUUCGAAAGAAUUGGCCAAAGAAGUUGAGAAAAUGGGAGCGGUUUUCACGGAUGCCCCUGUUUCUGGUGGUGUGGGAGCUGCUCGGUCUGGGAACCUCACGUUUAUGGUGGGAGGAGUCGAAGAAGAAUUUGCUGCUGCCCAAGAGCUUCUGGGGUGCAUGGGCUCCAAUGUGGUGCAUUGUGGAGACGUCGGGACUGGGCAGGCUGUGAAGAUCUGCAACAACUUGCUGUUAGCUAUUAGUAUGAUUGGAACUGCAGAAGCUAUGAAUCUGAGAAUCAGGUUAGGGCUUGACCCAAAACUCUUGGCUAAAAUCCUAAAUAUGAGCUCAGGAUGAUGUUGGUCAAGUGACACCUAUAAUCCUGUACCUGGGGUGAUGGAUGGAGUUCCCUCGGCUAAUAACUAUCAGGGUGGAUUUGGAACAACACUCAUGGCUGAGGAUCUGGGAUUAGCACGGGACUCUGCUGCCAGCACGAAGAGCCCAAUCCUUCUGGACAGUCAGACCCAUCAGAUCUACAGGAUGAUGUGUGCGAAGGGCUACUCCAAAAAAGACUUCUCACCCGUGUUCCAGUUUCUACGAGAGGAGGAGACGUUCUGAGUUUGCCCUUUGGCUGUGGACCCUGUUAGGAACCAAACUCUAUCUUGGAGCCUCUUAUAGCUCACUCCACAAGUAAAUGGGCUGAAUCAAAGGUCACCUGUCUGCUUUUGUUUUUCUAGUUCACAAUAAACCCUGGGAGUUUUCACCCAUUUUUAACUGCUUAUUCUUUUUAUCUAUUUAGCAAACACAUAUUAUCUGAUUUUUUUUUUUUUUUUCCUGCAAGCCACUGAUGGUCUCUGCU
This is a messenger RNA of Balaenoptera ricei (Rice's whale), 1546 nucleotides long. RefSeq names its product 3-hydroxyisobutyrate dehydrogenase, mitochondrial-like. Gene Ontology annotation, cellular component: mitochondrion. Lineage: Eukaryota; Metazoa; Chordata; Mammalia; Artiodactyla; Balaenopteridae. Gene Ontology annotation, biological process: L-valine catabolic process. Gene Ontology annotation, molecular function: NADP binding; NAD binding; 3-hydroxyisobutyrate dehydrogenase activity. The record is from RefSeq and is a predicted model, not a curated record.